AUGAUACUGUCUGAUUCGAAUACUACAGCAUCAAGAGGCGCUCUUAUUGUUGUAGAGGGCGGUGACCGCUGUGGAAAGACUUCUCAAUGUUCUGUGCUAGUUAGCCAUCUGUGUGCUGCUGGCUUCAAUGUCAUGGCCCACAAGUUUCCUGAUCGAACUCUGGAUACUGGAGUACUGAUUGAUCAAUAUCUUAGGGGUACUAAGGAAGUUGACGAUCAUGCUAUACAUCUCUUGUUUUCUGCAAAUAGAUGGGAGAGCAUGGGACAUAUCAAAUCGCUAAUUGAUCAAGGUAUAACCAUUGUUGUCGACAGAUAUGCAUUUUCCGGUGCUGCAUAUACUGCUGCAAAGGGCAUAGACUUGGAAUGGUGUAAACGUCCAGAUAUGGGUUUGUUGAAACCAGACUUGGUUUUAUAUUUGGACUUGGAUCCUAAAAUUGCUGCUGCACGAGCAGAAUAUGGAUCUGAGCGAUAUGAAACUAUCGAAUUUCAGGCUGCAGUUCGUCGCAACUUUUACCAGAUUGCAGAUGAUAGCUGGAAGGCAAGUUGA
Batrachochytrium dendrobatidis JAM81 is the source of this 546-nucleotide messenger RNA. Its product is annotated as bifunctional thymidylate/uridylate kinase. The record is from RefSeq and is a predicted model, not a curated record. The transcript is spliced from 4 exons. Gene Ontology annotation, cellular component: cytoplasm; cytosol; nucleus. Bases 1 to 546 code for a protein of 181 amino acids. Gene Ontology annotation, biological process: dTTP biosynthetic process; dTDP biosynthetic process; dUDP biosynthetic process. Gene Ontology annotation, molecular function: dTMP kinase activity; nucleoside diphosphate kinase activity; ATP binding. NCBI's taxonomy places the organism in Eukaryota, Fungi, Chytridiomycota, Chytridiomycetes, Rhizophydiales.